CCAUCAAAUCCGUAAUCCCCAUCGUUUAAGUUGGUAUUUCUGCCCUUAUCACCGUGACUUAUCGCUGUACCUGAAUUCUGGGCUAAUUUUAGCACAGUGCAUCACACGUUUUAUGGUAAGAUCGUUUUUCCGCAUCGGUGGAACUCUCAUAAAAAUGGCAAAGCCCAAAGUGAUUUUCGUGCUGGGGGCUCCCGGAGCCGGUAAGGGAACGCAGUGUCAAAAAAUCGUUGACACCUUCGGGUAUGUUCACCUGUCGGCUGGAGAUUUACUGCGGGAGGAGCGCGCCAAACCUGACUCGAAAUAUGGGGAGUUGAUUGAGAACUACAUCCGGGAGGGAAAAAUCGUGCCCGUCGAGAUCACCUGUAGCUUGCUAGAAAACGCGAUGCAACGAUCCGAGAAGAAUAAAUUCUUGAUUGAUGGCUUCCCCAGAAACCAGAAUAACUUGGAUGGGUGGAAUAGCACCGUAGCGAAUAAUGUACACCAACUGUUUGUUUUAUUUUUUGAGUGCCCUAAGGAGGCCUGUGUUGAGAGAUGUCUGGGGCGCGGAGCCGCAGGUAGCGGACGCUCUGACGACAACAUGCAAAGUUUAGAAAAGAGGUUCAACACUUUCAUUACUGAAACACAACCAAUUGUGAAGUACUACGACCAAAAAGGGCUAGUCCGUCGUGUGGAUGCUACAAAAUCCCCGGAUGAAGUGUUUGCAGAAGUUAAAAUACUUUUCGAGAAUAUUGGGGCAGGGGGCGAUUUUUAACCAGUCAUUUAUCAUUUUAGUUAAUUGUACAGUACAGAAAGGAUAUCAUGGGUUAACAUUCCUCAAUCAUUUGCAUUUAGUCUAGUCAUGGGUUUAUCUAUGUGUCACCGCUUGUAAUUGUGACCCUAGCGACUAGUACCCUGUACUUAAAUCAAAUUUGGGACACCAACAGCUUUUUCCACAAGUUUACAAGGCAAUAAUUUUAAAUUUUUAUUUAUCGUGGCAACUCAGCGACGCAUGCGCAGUAGAUUGCUCAAUGUACCAUGUCUUAAGUCCUGUUGCCUUAAUAAAUUUUUAUGAAAA
Zophobas morio is the source of this 1054-nucleotide messenger RNA. It is a transcript of the gene Dak1, whose product is annotated as UMP-CMP kinase. NCBI's taxonomy places the organism in Eukaryota, Metazoa, Arthropoda, Insecta, Coleoptera, Tenebrionidae. The transcript has 4 exons. The record is from RefSeq and is a predicted model, not a curated record. Bases 113 to 751 code for a protein of 212 amino acids. Gene Ontology annotation, cellular component: nucleus; cytoplasm. Gene Ontology annotation, biological process: 'de novo' pyrimidine nucleobase biosynthetic process; CDP biosynthetic process; UDP biosynthetic process. Gene Ontology annotation, molecular function: ATP binding; UMP kinase activity.